This is a messenger RNA of Equus quagga, 4148 nucleotides long. It is a transcript of the gene ADCY8, whose product is annotated as adenylate cyclase 8. The transcript is spliced from 17 exons. Lineage: Eukaryota; Metazoa; Chordata; Mammalia; Perissodactyla; Equidae. Bases 480 to 4148 code for a protein of 1222 amino acids. Gene Ontology annotation, cellular component: plasma membrane. Gene Ontology annotation, molecular function: adenylate cyclase activity. Gene Ontology annotation, biological process: cAMP biosynthetic process; adenylate cyclase-activating G protein-coupled receptor signaling pathway; intracellular signal transduction. The record is from RefSeq and is a predicted model, not a curated record.
CCCAGUCGUGGGCGUCCCGAGCCCAGUGCCGCAGCCAGGACCCGCCCGGCGCGCAGCAGAAGCACGGCGCCCAGGCGCCUGGGCGCCUCUUGGAGAGCAAAGGCUGCGCCAAGACGCUGAACCGAGAACCAGCCAAGAAGCCCGAGCCUGGGAAGGGGGCUGCGUGGCUCGGAGCGCCGCGGCUUCUGCGGACAAAUAGCCUCCGCUGCCUGGCACCCAAGCUACGCUGGUUGGCGGGAGAGAGGCGCGCAAGGACGCAGGGGUCUGCGGCGAUCUUCCAGUCGCCCUUUGCCCCGGGGAGCACUAUGACCUGACGUGAGGGGGCCUCCUGCCAAGGGCUCCUGCACCCCCGCGGCCGGAGAUAGAAGGGCUCGCCGCCAAGCUCCUACCGGGCCGCCUUUGGGUCUUUUGGAACCUCCUGCCCAGCUGCCUCGCUGCCUCCCUGCGGUUCUGCGCCUCCCUCCCUGCGGCCCGGCGCCAUGGAGCUCUCCGAUGUGCGCUGCCUUAGCGGCAGCGAGGAACUCUACACCAUCCACCCGACGCCCCCGGCCGGCGACGGCGGGAGCGGCUCUCGGCCGCAGCGGCUGCUGUGGCAGACGGCGGUGAGGCACAUCACCGAGCAGCGCUUCAUUCACGGGCACCGGGGCAGCGGCGGCGGCGGCGGAAGCGGAGGCUCCGGCAAAGCCUCGGACCCUACAGGCGGCGGCCCCAAUCACCAUGCGUCGCAGCUGUCCAGCGACUCCGCGCUGCCCCUCUACUCGCUGGGCCCCGGGGAGAGAGCGCACAGCAGCGGCGGCACCAAAGUCUUCCCGGAACGCAGCGGGAGCGGCAGCGGCAGCGGCAGCGGGGGCGGGGGCGACCUGGGCUUCCUGCACCUCGACUGCGCCCCGAGCAACUCGGAUUUCUUCCUCAGUGGGGGCUAUAGCUACCGAGGGGUCAUUUUUCCUACCCUGCGCAACUCCUUCAAGUCCCGGGAUCUGGAGCGCCUCUACCAGCGCUAUUUCCUGGGCCAGAGACGCAAAUCUGAGGUGGUGAUGAACGUGCUGGACGUGCUCACCAAACUCACCCUCUUGGUUCUCCACUUGAGCCUGGCCUCAGCCCCCAUGGACCCGCUCAAGGGUAUCCUGCUGGGUUUCUUCACUGGCAUCGAGGUAGUGAUUUGCGCCCUGGUGGUGGUCAGGAAGGACACCACCUCGCACACGUACCUGCAAUACAGCGGCGUGGUCACCUGGGUGGCCAUGACCACCCAGAUCCUGGCAGCAGGCCUGGGCUACGGGCUCCUGGGUGAUGGCAUCGGCUACGUGCUCUUUACACUCUUCGCCACCUACAGCAUGCUGCCACUGCCCCUGACCUGGGCCAUCCUGGCCGGCCUGGGCACCUCGCUGCUGCAGGUGAUCCUCCAAGUGGUCAUCCCCCGGCUGGCGGUCAUUUCCAUCAACCAGGUUGUGGCCCAGGCAGUGUUAUUCAUGUGUAUGAACACCGCUGGAAUCUUUAUCAGUUACCUGUCAGACCGGGCCCAGCGCCAAGCCUUCCUGGAGACACGGAGGUGUGUGGAGGCCAGGCUGCGCCUGGAAACGGAAAACCAAAGACAGGAGCGGCUGGUGCUAUCUGUGCUCCCCCGGUUUGUCGUCCUGGAAAUGAUCAACGACAUGACCAAUGUGGAAGACGAGCACCUGCAGCACCAGUUCCAUCGGAUCUACAUCCAUCGCUACGAGAACGUCAGUAUUCUUUUUGCAGAUGUUAAAGGAUUUACCAACCUCUCCACGACCUUGUCUGCUCAGGAGCUGGUCAGGAUGCUCAACGAGCUCUUUGCCAGAUUUGAUCGACUAGCCCAUGAGCAUCACUGCCUUCGCAUCAAAAUCCUGGGAGACUGCUACUACUGUGUUUCCGGACUUCCUGAGCCCCGCCAGGACCACGCCCACUGCUGCGUGGAAAUGGGCCUCAGCAUGAUCAAAACCAUCAGGUAUGUACGGUCAAGGACAAAGCAUGAUGUUGACAUGAGGAUCGGAAUUCACUCAGGCUCAGUGCUAUGUGGCGUUUUGGGACUACGGAAGUGGCAGUUUGAUGUCUGGUCUUGGGAUGUGGACAUUGCAAACAAACUUGAAUCUGGAGGAAUCCCGGGGAGGAUUCACAUUUCCAAAGCCACGCUGGACUGUCUCAACGGUGACUAUAACGUGGAAGAGGGUCACGGGAAAGAGAGGAACGAAUUCUUGAGGAAGCAUAAUAUAGAGACCUAUUUAAUUAAGCAGCCUGAAGAGAGUCUGCUGUCAUUGCCCGAAGACAUUGUCAAGGAGUCCGUGAGCUCCUCAGACAGGAGAAACAGUGGGGCGACGUUCACGGAAGGAUCUUGGAGCCCCGAACUGCCCUUCGAUAACAUAGUGGGGAAACAGAACACUCUGGCUGCCCUAACAAGAAAUUCAAUAAAUCUACUUCCAAACCAUCUUGCACAAGCUUUGCAUGUCCAGUCUGGGCCUGAGGAAAUUAACAAGAGAAUAGAACAUACCAUCGACUUGCGGAGUGGCGAUAAAUUGAGAAGAGAGCAUAUCAAGCCAUUCUCACUGAUGUUUAAAGACUCCAGCCUGGAGCACAAGUAUUCUCAAAUGAGAGAUGAAGUAUUCAAGUCAAACUUGGUCUGUGCGUUCAUCGUUCUUCUAUUUAUCACGGCAAUACAAAGUUUGCUUCCUUCUUCAAGGGUGAUGCCAAUGACCAUCCAGUUUUCCAUCCUGAUUAUGCUGCACUCAGCUCUGGUCCUCAUCACCACAGCAGAGGACUAUAAGUGUUUGCCCCUCGUCCUGCGGAAAACUUGCUGUUGGAUUAACGAGACUUAUUUGGCCCGGAAUGUCAUCAUCUUUGCAUCCAUCUUGAUUAAUUUCCUGGGAGCCAUCCUAAAUAUUUACUUUGUCUUCACUGGGGUGCUGGCCAUGGUGACCUGUGCGGUUUUCCUCCGACUGAACUCUGUCCUGAAGCUGGCCGUGCUGCUGAUCAUGAUCGCCAUCUACGCCCUGCUGACCGAGACCAUCUAUGCAGGUCUCUUUCUGCGCUACGACAACCUGAACCACAGUGGAGAAGAUUUCCUGGGGACCAAGGAGGCGUCGCUGCUGCUGAUGGCCAUGUUCCUCCUUGCUGUGUUCUACCACGGACAGCGGCUGGAGUACACAGCCCGCCUGGACUUCCUUUGGCGAGUACAGGCCAAAGAGGAGAUCAAUGAGAUGAAGGAGCUGAGGGAACACAAUGAGAACAUGCUCCGGAACAUCUUACCCAGUCACGUGGCCCGCCAUUUCCUGGAGAAAGACCGAGACAAUGAGGAGCUGUAUUCUCAAUCCUAUGAUGCCGUUGGGGUGAUGUUCGCCUCCAUCCCAGGGUUUGCGGACUUUUACUCUCAGACUGAAAUGAAUAACCAAGGAGUGGAAUGCCUGCGCCUCCUGAAUGAGAUCAUUGCUGACUUUGAUGAGCUGCUUGGCGAAGACCGGUUUCAAGACAUUGAAAAAAUUAAGACCAUUGGCAGCACCUACAUGGCUGUGUCAGGCCUGUCACCUGAAAAACAGCGCUGUGAAGACAAGUGGGGCCAUCUGUGUGCUCUGGCUGACUUCUCCCUCGCCCUGACCGAAAGCAUACAGGAGAUCAACAAGCAUUCCUUUAACAACUUUGAACUCCGGAUUGGCAUCAGCCACGGCUCAGUGGUAGCUGGUGUAAUUGGCGCUAAGAAACCUCAGUAUGACAUUUGGGGCAAAACCGUGAACCUGGCAAGUCGAAUGGACAGCACGGGGGUCAGCGGCAGGAUCCAAGUCCCAGAGGAGACCUAUCUCAUCCUGAAGGACCAGGGCUUUGCCUUUGACUACCGAGGGGAGAUCUACGUGAAAGGUAUCAGCGAACAGGAGGGAAAGAUCAAAACGUACUUUCUCCUGGGAAGAGUCCAGCCCAACCCGUUCAUCUUGCCCCCGAGAAGAAUGCCCGGGCAGUACUCCUUGGCCGCGGUCGUCCUGGGCCUCGUCCAGUCCCUCAACAGGCAAAGGCAGAAGCAGCUACUCAACGAGAACAACAACACGGGCAUCAUCAAGGGCCAUUACAACCGGCGGACUUUGUUGACACCCAGUGGGCCAGAGCCUGGAACCCAAGCCGAAGGCACCGACAAGUCCGAUUUGCCAUAA